AACAAUUUUUUUUUUGAAAGAUGAAUGCUUAAGAUAGUGUCAGCAAGCAAGCAACGUUAUUUAAGAAAAUAAAAUUAUAGAACAAACAAACUACUCGGAUGAACCCAACCAAAGUCAUUCUUCAGAGCUGCGGAGCUUCUUCUACCGGCCAGCUCGCUAUGUUCUGGCAAACCCAAGGGAGGCUCUUCGGCUCUUCUGCUUCUCUCUCUCUCUCUCUAAACCUCAAGCUCAACAGGGAUUCGAACCCUUGAUCUCUUCUUUGCGUGCUAAGCUUUGUCACUGAUUCUACAUUACUUUGUUGCUCCUCAACUAUUGAUUUUCUUCUCUUCUCUUCUUACUCUGGGAGCCUCCUGUUUCUAUUUUACUUUUUGGCUAGGGCAGUGGUUAGUGGGCAGUAAUAACCUUAUACUGUUCCCAUCGAUAGCAUUUUUCCUUUAAUUAAUUACAUAAAAAUUUCCUUCGCAAUCCUUGCCGCCCAUUCUAAUAUAUAUGUAGCCAGUAGCCGCCCUCCUCUCCACCCACACCAUACUGCCUUUCCUUCUUUACCUGGAGCUCAUAAACUUCAAUGCAAGCUAAAAAUUUUCUCCUUUUGCGUUCGGAUCCACUUCUCUUGUCCAUUCAAGAUUCUAUUCUCUUCUCCAUAGAAACACUCUAUUGGGUAUUCUGGAUUUUGAAAUGCCGUUUUUCCUUCUGCUCAUUGCUCUGAUGAGCAGAAGCUUGCCCUUCUCUUGUAUAUCGAUUUAAUUAUAAAUAUAAAUAUUUAUGUUGGUGUCUUCAUGAAUGUUCUUUCAUAGGCAAGCAUAAGGUCGGGCCUUUUGGAAUUCAUUAUAGAGCAUAGAGCAUUUCCAUUGUAAAUACUUGGGCGGCCAAAGGAUAGAUCCUUGUCUUUUAAUCUGAAUAUUCUUAAGCGCUCGCAUCUGCUCUGCUAAGAGGUAAAUAGAAGCAUGGAGGAGACUUUUGUGCCUUUCCGUGGAAUCAAGAAUGACCUUCAAGGGAGACUGAUGUGCUACAAGCAGGACUGGGCUGGAGGAUUCCGAGCAGGCAUCAGAAUAUUGGCUCCCACAACUUACAUAUUCUUUGCUUCUGCAAUACCGGUCAUAUCAUUUGGGGAGCAAUUGGAGAGAAGUACUGAUGGGGUUCUAACUGCUAUUCAAACCUUAGCGUCCACUUCACUCUGCGGGAUUAUACACUCACUCAUUGGAGGUCAGCCUUUACUGAUCCUUGGAGUUGCUGAGCCAACGGUGCUUAUGUACACAUUCAUGUUCAAUUUUGCUAAAGAUAGAGCAGAUUUAGGAAGAAAUCUAUUUCUAGCAUGGACUGGAUGGGUGUGUGUGUGGACUGCUUUCCUGCUCUUCUUGUUGGCUAUUCUUGGUGCAUGCUCAAUUAUCAAUAGAUUUACGAGAGUUGCCGGCGAGCUAUUCGGUAUGCUGAUUGCUAUGCUAUUUAUGCAGCAGGCAAUUAAAGGACUUGUGGAUGAGUUUCUCAUACCAAAAAGAGAGAAUCCCAAGUUAUUGGAGUUUAUUCCAUCUUGGAGGUUCGGCAAUGGGAUGUUUGCUUUGAUUCUGUCAUUUGGUCUUCUGCUCACAGCAUUGAGAAGUAGGAAGGCUAGAUCGUGGCCAUAUGGUUGUGGUUGGUUGAGAGGCUUCAUUGCAGACUAUGGGGUGCCGCUGAUGGUUCUAGUAUGGACUGCAGUUUCUUAUAUACCAGCUAGUAGUGUUCCUAAAGGAAUUCCUAGACGCCUUUUCAGUCCAAAUCCCUGGUCACCUGGUGCAUAUAAAAACUGGACAGUUAUCAAGGAAAUGUUGGAUCUUCCGGUUCUCUACAUACUUGGAGCUUUCAUUCCUGCUGCAAUGAUCGCAGUCCUCUAUUAUUUUGAUCACAGUGUAGCUUCUCAACUUGCACAGCAAAAGGAGUUCAACUUGAGAAAACCGCCAUCAUUUCAUUAUGAUUUACUUCUUCUAGGCUUUUUGACUUUACUAUGUGGCCUAUUGGGAAUACCCCCAUCAAAUGGUGUCAUCCCCCAAUCACCAAUGCAUACGAAGAGCUUGGCUACUCUCAAACAUCAGCUCCUGCGCAACCGCCUAGUAGCCACUGCCCAUCAAAGCAUGAACCAGAAUUCUAGCUUAAGCCAAGUAUAUGAAAACAUGCAAGAAGCAUAUCAGCAAUUGCAAACACCACUGAUCUAUCAGGAACAAUCUGUUCGGGGAUUGAAUGAGCUGAAGGAAUCUACCAUCCAAUUGGCUUCGAGCUUAGGAAGUAUUGAUGCGCCUGUGGACAUGUCGGUUUUUGAUGUUGAAAAGGAGAUUGACGAACUACUACCUGUCGAAGUCAAAGAGCAACGUCUUAGCAAUUUGCUGCAGUCCGCCAUGGUAGGAUGCUGUGUUGCAGCCAUGCCGAUCCUUAAAAAGAUUCCGACUUCUGUGCUGUGGGGUUACUUUGCUUUCAUGGCAAUAGAGAGCUUACCUGGUAACCAGUUUUGGGAGAGGAUCCUCCUACUCUUUACAGCACCAAGUAGAAGAUAUAAAGUGCUUGAAGAUUAUCAUGCAACCUUUGUGGAGACUGUGCCCUUCAAGACAAUUACUGCUUUCACUCUCUUCCAGACUGCUUACCUGCUGGUAUGCUUUGGGAUCACUUGGAUUCCUAUUGCAGGAGUCCUUUUCCCCCUCAUGAUCAUGCUUUUGGUACCUGCAAGGCAGUAUCUUCUUCCCAGGCUCUUUAAAGGUGCACACCUGACAGAUUUAGAUGCAGCGGAGUAUGAGGAAUCCCCGGCUCUCCCAUUCAAUCAAGCAAUGGAGAUGGAAAGAGGCAUCAUGAGAGCAUCCUUUUCUCAUAGUGGGGAGAUUCUUGAUGAGAUAAUCACCAGAAGCCGUGGUGAGGUUAAGCAUAUGAAGAGUCCCAAAAUGAAUAGCUCGACGGCUACGCCGACGAGAGAUCUGAAAGGCUCGAACAGCCCCAGAAUAUCAGAGAAAGGAUUUAGUCCUCGGGUCAGUGAAUUGAAGCAGGAGCAAAGCCCUCGACUUGGUAGGAGAGCAUCAUUCAGCCCUGGUACUGCAGAAUUAAGGCUUUCAAACUUGGGACAGGGAUCUCCAGUAACAAGGAAAGAACAUCAUCCUAUAUAAUAAUAUUUGGGGAAUCAGCCAUGGCCCAUACCUCUACUACUACUAUUGUUCUUCUCUUUCUUGCUAUUGCUAACUUUGUUCACAUAUAACUGAACAUUAUAUGCUCUUUGUCUUUC
Molecule: messenger RNA, 3235 nt
Organism: Dendrobium catenatum
Lineage: Eukaryota; Viridiplantae; Streptophyta; Magnoliopsida; Asparagales; Orchidaceae
Product: boron transporter 1
Exons: 12
Coding region: 945-3119 (724 amino acids)
Biological process (GO): monoatomic ion homeostasis; monoatomic anion transport; transmembrane transport
Cellular component (GO): plasma membrane
Molecular function (GO): solute:inorganic anion antiporter activity
Source: RefSeq, a predicted model, not a curated record